This is a messenger RNA of Closterium sp. NIES-67, 1225 nucleotides long. NCBI's taxonomy places the organism in Eukaryota, Viridiplantae, Streptophyta, Zygnematophyceae, Desmidiales, Closteriaceae. The record is from the annotation of a GenBank genome assembly.
CUGUGGAUAAGGCUCUCCUAAUAUCAGAGCUCUAGCCCUUGGAGCCCUGUUCUCUCCUUUGACCUAAUCUUAGAUCCUAAGGCAGUUGUCAGCCAUGGCUGCCAUUGCUCCGGCCGGACCAUGCACAGCCUCUGCUAAACUGGUUGCGUCGCAACCUCGUCGCAGCGCCGUUGCCGUCGCAUCACCCUCCCUGUCAGCCUCCGCUCUCGGUCGCAGGUUCGAUGGCCUGCGACUCUCCGCGUCUCCCGCUUCCAGCGCCACGUCAGCCGGUCUUCUCGACUCCUCGAGCCGCGUUUCCUCAGCCAGGAGCGGGUGUAGAGGCGUGGUGACUAUGGGUCUGGAGGCUGGAGUCGGGGUUUUGGGUAACAAGGUCGGCAUGCUGACGUGGUUCACGGAGGACGGCAAGGCCGUUCCCUGCACGGUGAUUGGCUUCCACGAGGGUAACAUUGUUACGCAAGUGAAGACCACUGACACCGAUGGCUACAAUGCCGUGCAGGUCGGCUACCGGCGCGUGCGCGAGGGGCGUCUUUCGAAGCCCGAGGCGGGGCACGCGAAGAAGAGCGGCGCCCCCCCUCUGCGCCACCUGCAGGAGUUCCGCCUGCCCGCGGAGACAGUGGCGCAGUUCGCGCCGGGGCAGCAGAUCAAGGUGGAGGAGCUCUUCCAGGCGGGCGACCUGGUGGAUAUUAAGGGCGUCAGCAUCGGCAAGGGCUUCGCGGGUGGCAUCAAGCGCUGGAACUUUGCCCGUGGUCCCAUGACCCACGGUUCCAAGUCCCACCGUCAGCUGGGGUCCAUCGGUGCUGGUACCACCCCCGGACGUGUUUACCCCGGAAAGAAAAUGCCCGGGCAGAUGGGUAACGCCCAGGUGAAAAUCCGCAAGCUGAAAAUCAUGAAGGUUGACCCUGAGCUCCGGGCAGUUAUUAUUCGGGGGGCUGUGCCCGGGAAGGCUGGAAAUUUGCUGCGCAUCUGCCCGGCUAAGAUUGUGGGGAAGAAUGUUCCUAGCAAGUAGGAGUGAGUGCAGAUGAAGACUUCAGCAGAUGGUGGUUGCUUGUUUGCUUCACGAAAUCAUUAUGCAACUUGUAUACCUGUCCUGUCCAGCUACUAAAGCGAAGCUUGAGACAGGUAGGACACAUUGGGCUGAAUCACGUAAGAGCAGAGAACGUUGGCUUUGUUGCAUUGGACUAUUUGGCGAAAGUCCUCCCAUGAGUAAUAACAUAAACUCCACUUU